Molecule: messenger RNA, 4373 nt
Organism: Scophthalmus maximus (turbot)
Lineage: Eukaryota; Metazoa; Chordata; Actinopteri; Pleuronectiformes; Scophthalmidae
Product: diacylglycerol O-acyltransferase 1
Exons: 17
Coding region: 1-1860 (619 amino acids)
Biological process (GO): triglyceride biosynthetic process
Cellular component (GO): endoplasmic reticulum membrane
Molecular function (GO): diacylglycerol O-acyltransferase activity
Source: RefSeq, a predicted model, not a curated record
AUGAACAGGAAACCCCGGGAUUACGUUGCUAAUCCGGAAAUGAGAUUGAACGUCACCUCGAAUGGGGGGACGUCGGAUGAAAAGGCAAACCUGGCAACCCGGCCCCCGACAACCCUCUGCACCUUGAGCCGUGGCGGCGACGAGGCGCCUCCCCCCGUGUCACCGCUGACUCACUGCCGGGGACACCAUCCCGCAGAGCCGCGGAGAGGAACACAACUGAACGCUCGGCCCCAGUUUGACCCGCAAUGGCAGGCAGGUAGAGAGAAAGCAACUACUGCGGCCGCUGAAAUGAGCGACAGAGGCGAUGCGAGAGGGCCCGUCCCCCGCCGGAGGAGGACCACCAUCCCCGGCGGCGCCGGAGCGGUGACGGGGAAGCAAGCCAACGGCAGCAAGUUGCACGACGCCGGCGACAAACCUCCACCGUGUCCGGCCAGAGCCAAGACAGAAGACGCCAGAGACAGCGGGAGGAUGGGCGGCGAGAUGGGGGCGUCGGGGCAGCAGCAGCAGCAGCAGCAGCUCCGCAGCAGUCCGAGCAAACAGGGGCGAGCGGUGGAGGACAUCAACGAGAGACUCAGCUGUCACGUCCUCCAGGAGUCUCUCUUGAGCUCCGCCAGCGGCUACAGCAACUACAGAGGAAUCCUCAACUGGUGUGUCGUCAUGCUGGUGCUGAGUAAUGCACGUCUCUUCUUGGAGAACAUUAUAAAGUAUGGCAUCUUAGUAGACCCUAUCCAGGUGGUGUCUCUCUUCUUGAAGGACCCCUAUAGCUGGCCAGCAGCUUGCCUCAUCAUUGUGUCGAACGUUUUCAUCUUAGCAGCCUUGUACACAGAGAGACGUCUGGCUGUGGGCACCAUAUCAAAAACGACUGGCUUGAUCUUUCACGUUUUUAACCUGAUGUCCUUGUUGAUCUUCCCUUCAGUCACAGUACUCUCUGUGAACUCCAUGACCCCAGUGGGUGGUGUGCUCUCCCUAGGAGUCUACACAGUGCUGUUUCUCAAGCUGUACUCCUACCAAGAUACAAACAGGUGGUGUAGAGAAAUCAGGAAAGCCAAAGCCAAAAGACUGACACGGUCAUACUCGUGUCCAUCUGUGUCUCAGUCCAACGGUUCAGCAGUUCACAGUCAUGUUUCUUACCCAGGCAACCUCACCCACAGAGACAUGUACUACUUUGUCUUUGCCCCAACUCUCUGCUACCAGCUCAACUUCCCACGGUCACCUCGAAUACGUGUAAGGUUCCUGAUGAGACGACUGUUUGAAAUGCUUUUCUUCAUGCAGCUGCUGGUGGGAUUAAUACAGCAGUGGAUGGUUCCCACAAUACAGAACUCAAUGAAACCAUUCCAGGAAAUGGACUUUUCUAGGAUGGUGGAGCGUCUGCUGAAAUUAGCAGUCCCUAACCAUCUGAUCUGGUUAAUAUUCUUCUAUUGGUUUUUCCACUCCUCUAUGAACUUUGUGGCAGAGCUGCUGCAGUUUGGAGACAGAGAGUUCUACAGAGACUGGUGGAACUCUGAGACAGUCACCUACUUCUGGGCCAACUGGAAUAUCCCGGUACACAAGUGGUGUCUCAGACACUUCUAUAAACCAAUGAUGAGGAAGGGGGUCAACAAGUUUCUGGCCCAGACAGCAGUUUUUCUGGUGUCUGCCUUCUUCCACGAGUACCUGGUGAGCGUUCCUCUGAAGAUGUUCAGACUCUGGGCCUUUAUGGGAAUGAUGGCUCAGGUUCCUCUGGCCUGGUUCGUAGGUCGUUUCCUAAAUGGAAUCUAUGGAAACGCCGCCGUGUGGAUCUCACUCAUCAUUGGCCAGCCUGUCGCUGUGUUGAUGUAUGUCCAUGACUACUAUGUUAUUCAUUACGCAAGCAGCAAAUAGCACUGAAUGAGGGCACAUAGACACACACACACACACACACACACACACACACACACACACACACACACACACACACACACACACACACACACACACACACACACAGACACACACACACACACACACACACACACACACACACACACACACACACACACACACACACACACACACACACACACACAGCCUUCAGUGAGCAAAUAAAGAGAAAGUUGAGGCAACAAUAAUGCAAAGCCCUAUAAAUACACCUGUCAUGAAAUAACAUGAGAAGUGCUUGAUCCAAAGGAACAUUCCACUUUGGUAUAACACACACCUUUGUGGUCAGCCGCCAGUAUUUACAAACCUUGGGAGCCACCAUCAUGCAGGAUGUUUAAACUCUGAACCCUAAGUGAACAUUUUUAAUCUAUGUUAUUGCAAAUUGAUCCCACACGUAUUACAUUUAGUAUGAUUUCUAUCAAAAACAAAAGCAAAUGUAUGUUGCUAAGUUUCCCAAAGUGGCUGCUAUUGGGGCCCUGAAUAAACCUGUCCCGCAUUUAUUAUUAUUUACUCUCGAUUUUACAUGUAUUCUGAUACAAACACACACGUCCACAUAUGCAAUGCAGUUAUCAUGUUUUACAGACAUUUAUAUAAAAAAUAUUUAUAAGAAAAUUCUGAAGAAAGGACCCCUCCCUCCAAAAAAAGCAUACAAGGUUGUUUUUUACAACUGUGACGUUAGUGUAACAGUCCAUGCUACAGGUGUUUUAUUUACCUUGGCAUGAUUUUAAUUUUUUGGCAGAUGUUUUAUUUUAUACUUAGUAUAAUUUUAUUUGUUGGCUGUGACUGCAGUUAUCUUGUGCCAUCUUGAAUGUAUUAUUUAUGUUGGAUUUUAUUUUGUAAAAUGUAUGAUUUAAUGCAGUAGUUGAUUUGCUGAUCUGAACCAAUGAAUGUUAUUUGCACUUUAAAGAUGCAUGCUGUUAAAGCAAUAUAUUUCUAUGAAUGUAUUCUUUAAGUUGUUUGUGUGAGGAUAACAGAUUAUUUUAGAAUAAUCUCCAUGUUCUGUAAUUUACUGGUUGACAAUUUCAGUUUGUUUAAAAGUAAAAAAGCAAAUGCAGCAGUAAUGUUUGGAGUUUCAUGCCAGAAUCUCUGUCUUGACCUGAUCCUAAAGUUAUUUCAGGCGACACUUUUGCCAAUAUGGAUAUUGCCAUACAAAAGUUGAUUUUGGAUGAUAGAUAUGUAGAAUAUAGGAUGAUUUGUUAUUUUGCUUAACCUUUUAAUCUGCUUUCCAAAGACACAAUAAGAGCUGAGUGAAUCCGUUAAAAUCGGAGGCUUUAAUUUAUUUAUUUUUUACAUGUCACAAGUUCUUCCCUCAUUGAUCACAUUUCAGGGAAAACACUGUUGUUAAAUCAUGGCAUCAGAUAUCAAAAACACUGUGUGUUGACAUUCCUUGUUGAGAAUUAUAAGUGCCUGCUGCAUAACUAUGCUUAAACUCCAGAUGUAAAGAAAUACUAAUACUUCAUGAAGAAAUGACACAGAGGCCAAAUACUUACAAAGGAAAGCAAUUCACCGAAACCUUUUUCUCUGUAGCCAAUAGAUGUAUUUUUAGUCAUGGUGUGUGAAAUAUGUGGGAACCUACUGUAAAACUUACUGCCCUCACUUCAAAUUCUGGUACAACUGUAAUGUAGCCCUUGAGCAGAACGAACCUUUUUCAAAUGUGACAUUUUUUGUAUGUGAACAUGUUAUUCUGAUGGAAAGCUUUAUUUAAGAGUUGUGUAUAGUCUUAUCACAUUGUUGGUAUUUCAAUGCACAAAUGGCAGCUUUUAAUAUCUUUUAGUCUGACCCACUUUUAUCACCACAUGAUUCUGUGUACGGUCUGUGCAGCAGUGACUACAUGAGUUUUUAUUUUGUGAGAACUAUAUUGAUAACUCGAUGCCAAAAGAUGCUGUCUUGGGAACUUAUUUACAAAAUGCAUAGCUUAGUGCAUUCUUGUUAGUUGGGAGGAAAGAGCAAAAAACGAAACCGUAAAAACAAAUAUUGAAGUCAGUGUCAAAAAGAAAAUGCUGGCAAAUGACUCCAAAAUAGAACUUUACUUGAAAAUUAACCAACUUUUGAUAAGUUCAUGAUAAUUGGUAAAUAGAUUCAAAUAAACAGUAGAAAUAUAGAAUAAAUGAUUCAUUUUAUUUGCAUGACCCUCACAUGAAAAAUGCAUUUCCCAAGUUGCUCACUUUUAAUUCUGCUUUGCUUUUUGUUUGUCAUGAGAUUUCUUGAAAAUGGCAAUAUGAAAGUGAACAGAUGCCAUCCUGAGAAUUAAUAUAAGAUAGGUUUCAUCUCUUGUAAAAGAUUGUGUUAUUUAAUUUGGCUAAAGCCCACCCCUUCCUGUUUCUGAACAUAUUAUUAAUUUGUUCAUACUCUAAACUCUGUCAUCAGAUCAAGUGAAACAAAGAGUAUAUGUUUUCAGAAGGAAAAUAAUUUUCAUGUUUUUUUUUCUUUGAAACUGUUUGUGUUGUUGGAUAAAGAUUGUUUAUAUUUGAUGAAUA